Molecule: messenger RNA, 1308 nt
Organism: Magnolia sinica
Lineage: Eukaryota; Viridiplantae; Streptophyta; Magnoliopsida; Magnoliales; Magnoliaceae
Exons: 2
Coding region: 1-1194 (397 amino acids)
Source: RefSeq, a predicted model, not a curated record
AUGUAUGUGACAAGGCCUCUUUCAAUCUACACAAAAUCUACUGAAGCUGCCCUUGCGCCACCGCCGGAGGGUCUAAAUUCCGGUUAUUUGGUGUUCGCCGAUGAAGAAUAUGAGACGGAGACGACGCGUUUCUUUGGGCUGUGUAAAGAUAAUAAGAUCAGAAACCUACCUUUCCCUCAGAACAAGAUCCUGACCGUUCGCUACACCCAGCACCAUAUGCGGAUUCAAAACCAUCACCACCACCAUCUCAGCAGCAGCACGGUCUACAGUGAUAAGGCCUACUUCAUCCCAGUUCUUGAUCAGCCAUUGUCUUCCAAUCGAUACUACAUUAUUCAUGAAUCUGGGAAUUACAAAGGGAAUGCAUGCAGAUGUUCAAGGGAGGAGGACAUGGUCACAUGUUGUUUUUGCAAGUGCAUCAAUGAUGUGAAGCCAAGAGCCCUAGACCACAGGGAUAUGUAUCAACAGGUAGAGAUCAUUCGCCAACGUGGUGGUUGCUUCGUUGCCAAAUCCAUAGCACCAGACGGGUUCCCUCCGUUGUUCUUGAGAAGAAAAGGGUGGGAGGUAUACACAAAAACUCCCCACGAUUUCCAACUAGGUGAGGCUCACGGCAUUGAUCUCUCUUUACGCGCCCAUCUGCCAGCAUUCGACUUCCCAAUCUCUAACAAGCAUUCGAGGAGUGUUGUAGUAGGAAAGUGGUACAUCCCUUUCAUGUUCAUUAAGGAAGAUGGUACUAGCUCAAAAGAUCAAAUGAAAAAGUCCAUGUUUUAUGAGAUGUAUCUCGAACAGAUGUGGGAUGAGAUCCACAUGUGUGAGAACCAUGGCACUGAACAGAAUGCUGUGGUAGUGAAAACAACUGUGCGAAGGGAGACUGCGACGAUCUUAGGUAUGGAAGCCGUUGCAUGUGUGGUUGAUAGGGUGAUGUGGUUAAGUGGUCCACCUAAUAGCAUGGGUGUGGGAUUGAGUAUGGCAAUUGUAGAUAGAAUGAAAUGGGAAGCUUGUAGAGGAGGUUGGAUUGAUGGGAAAGAGAGAGAUUUGAAGGUGGAGAGGGUGGAGGAGUUUGGAGGAGUGAAUGGAUGGAAGAAGUUUGGUUGUUAUAUGUUAGUGGAGAGGUUUGUUUUGAGAAGGAUGGAUGAGAGUUUGGUUCUAACUUAUGAUUUUAAUCACACUCAUCUGAUUCAAUCCAAGUGGGAAUAGUUUGGUUAUGUAUAUAUGUUUCAUAUUUACUUUUAGGACUCAAUUCCAUGAGUGUGAACUAGCAUCUGUUAAUGUUGUGUAAAUUUUAUAUAAAUGAUUGUAAUUGAUGGAUAA